AUGGAGACAGGGCCUACUCACAGACCGCCAGUCAAAUCUAUAAAGGCGAGUUCACUCUCUCCGCUAUUGUCCUCGGCCUCGCUGCCACUGUCGCUGCUCUGCCUCCCCCCCUCCGCCGGUGGUAUUGGUGCUGGCAACGGUAUCGCAAACAAGGGCAACACCAACGUCCGCUUCCCUGUCCCCGAGAACAUGACCGUCAAGCAGGCUCAGGCCAAGUGUGGUGACCAGGCUCAGCUCUCUUGCUGCAACAAGGCCACCUACGCCGGUGACACCACCGAUGUCAACUCUGGCAUGCUCGGCGGCACCCUCAGCAACCUGAUCGGUUCCGGCUCCGGUGCCGAUGGUCUCGGUCUCUUCGAUCAGUGCUCCAAGCUCGAUCUCCAGAUCCCCAUCCUCAUCGCCGUCCCCAUCCAGGACCUCAUCAACCAGAAGUGCAAGCAGAACAUCGCCUGUUGCCAGAACUCUCCCUCCAGCGCCAACUCCGAUCUCGUUGGCCUUGGCCUCCCCUGUGUUGCCCUUGGCUCCAUCAUCUAA
Penicillium soppii is the source of this 534-nucleotide messenger RNA. Its product is annotated as hydrophobin family protein. Lineage: Eukaryota; Fungi; Ascomycota; Eurotiomycetes; Eurotiales; Aspergillaceae. The coding region runs from base 1 to 534 and encodes 177 amino acids. Gene Ontology annotation, cellular component: fungal-type cell wall. Gene Ontology annotation, molecular function: structural constituent of cell wall. The record is from RefSeq and is a predicted model, not a curated record. The transcript is spliced from 3 exons.